GAGAAAGGGGGAGAUUUGUGACAUCACAGAGACGGAGAGAGGUGGUGGAAAGCGAGUGGUUGGUGCAGACGUAGAAGAGAGAGGAGAGGAGCAGUUUCCAUCCCGCUCUGGGCGCAACCUCAUCCAUCAAUCCAUGGGAGCAGAGACAUUACCCUUUCCUCUAUAGUGGAGAUCAGUCUGAGUCCAUCUCCUGUGCGUAAAACACCGAGGACAGCCUGGAGUCAAGAAGUGCGCCAGGACGGAUCCGGAGAACACGGGUCUAUACCGACGGCAGAGGAAGUUUCUGCUCUGCCUGAUUGUUAUCGCCAGAGUGAUUUAGUCAUUUGGUUUGCUUGACUUUUGAUCUCCGUGGUUGGAGAGGAGAUGGGACACCGCCAGACCUGAGGACAUUUCUGGAUUGUGAGUGUACGGUUAGGCUACCGUGGACCGGAGAGAGAGAUGAAGUUCGGUAAGAAGAGCGUCUGUGUAUUGAACGUGGGGGGUACCCGGUACGCAUUCCCUGGCGAGGUGAUCCGUGAUUUCCCACUUCAGCGCGUGAGCCGCCUGCACGCCUGUGUCACGGAGAAGGAAGUCCUCGAGGUCUGCGACGACUACGACCAGGAUAGCAAUGAAUUCUUCUUCGACCGGCACGCGCAAGCCUUUGUCUUCAUUAUGCUCUACUUGCGCUCCGGAAAGCUCCGAUUCGUCCCGGGAGUGUGCGCGCUCUCCUUUUACAGCGAAAUGCUGUACUGGGGGCUUGGGAGCGCGCAUCUGGAGUUCUGUUGCCAGCGGAGACUAGACGACACGGGUUACUCCGAAGAGGACCUGAUUAUGCGCGCGGAGGACAACGAGUCCCGGAGCGAGGUGGAGGUGGAGAAAGGAUCAGGGUGGCUAGAGUGGAUGCGUCGGACCUUCGAGGAACCGGGGUCAUCGGUGGCGGCUCAACUCCUCGCUUUGCUGUCCGUCAUCUUCGUCAUCGUCUCCAUGGUGAUGCUGUGUAUGAGCACGCUGCCAGAUUGGAACACGGCAAAACACACCACAGUGGAAGAGCACAGGAUUGUGGAGGCGGUGUGUAUCGGUUGGUUCACAGCGGAGUGUGUGGUGCGUUUCCUCGUGGCUAAGGACAAGCUGGUCUUCCUGUGUCGGCCGCUGAACCUGAUUGACGUGGCGGCCAUCACACCUUACUACGUUUCCAUGGUGAUGCCAGGCGGAGCAGGGGGAUUGUCAGGCGUCGCCGGGGUAACCCUGAGGGUUCUGAGGAUGAUGCGUGUGUUCUGGCUGGUGAAGCUGGCCAGACACUUCCUGGGACUGCAGACUCUGGGGAUGACGCUACGCCGCUGUCGUCACGAGAUGGCCACCCUCGCCAUUUUCCUUACCGUUGCCACGGCAAUAUACAGCGCAUUGGCUCAGCUGCUGGAGCAUGGCCUCGACCCUGACCACCAUAACCUUGACGAUCGCAGUAACAGAGGAGGAGACUAUGCCAGCAUCCCAGCUGCCGCAUGGUGGGCUGUCAUCUCCAUGACGACCGUUGGUUACGGUGACGUUUACCCGGUAACGGUUGGUGGGCGCAUGCUGGGCGGGCUGUGUGUGGUCAGUGGCAUCGUUCUUCUGGCAUUGCCAAUCACCUUCAUCUACCACAGCUUUGUUCAGUGUUACAACGAACUGAAGCUCCGCUCCGCUAGGUACACACACACACAUGCACACUGAAUAUACAGACAGACGGACGGACGGACGGACGGACGGACGGACGGACGGACACACACACACACACACACACACACAUACCCUCUCAUAUUCUACAGCUUUGCCCAGCUGCCUAGUUGAACUGACCCCUUCGGCCCCUCCCCCUGAACAUGGAACUUUAAUGAACUAAUAGACUUUUGGACGUCCCUCGUGUCUCCACCAAUCCUGUGCCGCCAUCUGGAAGCAGGGUAGAUGACAGAAGACACACAAAGACCAUAAGUCCAUGUUUGCAUCAUAUCUCCAUGGAAACUACUUUCGCAGAGACAGCUUUUCCCAUUUGUGUAGGUUUCAGAAAUAAAAAAAGAGAGAGACAAAGAGAGGAUGAGAUGGCCUGACAGAGAUGAAAGAAACAGACAAAGACAGUCGGCAUGAGCUCAGCAUAAAAGAUCAACAGAGACUGUGUGCGUGUUUGUGUGUGUGAAUGCAUGUGUGAAUUUCUAUUGAUUUUCUCUUAGCAAACUACAAAGUGACAAAUUAUGUGUUUCUGGUCUCUAUGGGCAACAGGUUCCUCACCUAGUUCAGUUACUAUAUGACAGUCAAUCAUAGCUGUGACGCUACUGCUCGCACGCACACACACACACGCACACACACACACACACACGCACACACGCACGCACGCACGCACGCACGCACGCACGCACGCAGGCAGGCACGCACGCACGCACGCACGCACGCACACACACACACACACACACACACACACACACACACACACACACACACACACACACACACAGCAGGCUGUUCAGACCAUAAACUGUAGCUACAGAAUUGUUAACGAGAUGUGUGAUGCUCCCUACCCGUUACAGAUUGGAUAAUGGAAAGCCUCACAAAUAAUUUUUCAAUUAACCUGUUCUUGGAGAUAUUAUAAGGAAGAUACUUUUUUUGUUCUCGAUUCAGUAAAAAAUUUAUCUUAGAAAUGUCCGUGCCCAGUUUCAAGUGGUUCUCCAAAAAACAGAGAAUAUUCAGAAAGAAAGUAAAUCCACUUUUUGUAUCGAGUGAGAAAUGCCUCUUGCAUCUUUGUUUUGGUCGCAAUGUGUGAUUUGCUGAUGUACUUUUUAAAAAAGUAUUUAUUUAUUUCACCAGGUAGGCCAGUUGAGAACAGGUUCUCAUUUACAACUACACAUGGCCGCGACCGCAUCGCAUUAAAAACAACGAUUUCUUGCAAAGAUGUUGGGAAAUGCAAGAUGUCUGGCUGCUAAAAUGGUGAGGGAACUCCUCACUCGGUGCAAAACAUGAACUUAAUAUCUUUCUGAAUAUUCUCUGGUAAGACCAGGUUAGUUGAAAAAUUCCUUGCGAGGCUUUCCAUUAGCCAAUCUGUAACGGGUAUGGGGCAUCACAUAUCCCAUGAACAAUUGUGUAGCUUCAUAAACCAUAGUUUCAGACUGGACACAGGUUUGCAGAUCAUUGGCUGCCUGUGCCUGUGCGUCGCUGUGAUUCUGAGAGGAGAAAUAUGUGAACCAAACACACACACACUCCCUCUCAUCCCCCUGUUCAUCCCUCUCUCGCUUCCUCUCAUCCGUCUCCAUGCUCCCCCCACCCCUCAACCCUUAUGUAGCUGCACUGUUAUUAGUGCUUUAUGAUUGCAAUUACAAAUGCUUAUAAGUUGAACACUCAUUAAAUCAUCCAACUUUAUUGGCAAGCUAUUUACAGUUGAAGAACAUUCUUUGUUUUUGAUAGGAAGCAUAUCUAGGUGCACUUAUUUAUAUCCCAAUGUUUAAUUGACAGUUAGCCUAAUAAACAAAUGAUAAACCUUUAUAAAGAUAAUCUAAUUGUGAGGUUUUACCCUGUGUUCUUUGGUACUGUCACAGUUCCUUCCAGCAAUUGAAUGCCCUUUGAACGUUUGAAAAAAAUAUAGAUUUCCUAAAACUUAAUAGAAAACAAUUUUCCCAUCUCAAGAGGUAAAAAAGAAAGAAAAUAAAUACUA
Messenger RNA from Oncorhynchus keta (chum salmon), 3649 nucleotides. Its product is annotated as potassium voltage-gated channel subfamily G member 3-like. The transcript is spliced from 4 exons. The record is from RefSeq and is a predicted model, not a curated record. Gene Ontology annotation, molecular function: delayed rectifier potassium channel activity. Gene Ontology annotation, biological process: potassium ion transmembrane transport; protein homooligomerization. Gene Ontology annotation, cellular component: voltage-gated potassium channel complex; membrane. The coding region runs from base 439 to 1686 and encodes 415 amino acids. NCBI's taxonomy places the organism in Eukaryota, Metazoa, Chordata, Actinopteri, Salmoniformes, Salmonidae.